Molecule: messenger RNA, 1962 nt
Organism: Gasterosteus aculeatus aculeatus (three-spined stickleback)
Lineage: Eukaryota; Metazoa; Chordata; Actinopteri; Perciformes; Gasterosteidae
Source: RefSeq, a predicted model, not a curated record
AGAGUUUUUUUCUGGUCUCUCAAAGGGGGUCGGUUCCAGAGGUGUGGCAACCUCGCGCUAGGUUUCAGCUGCAUCACGCAAGUCUGGUCAUACAUACUCCAGCGUGUGGUAUCGACGUUUGUAUCAGGGAUUGUGAAGCCAUGUCUGAUGAGGGAUAUGUGAUACGCAUCAGGGGUCUCCCUUGGUCCUGCUCAGUGGAUGAAGUACAGAGGUUUUUCUCUGAUUGCAAAAUUAUCCCAAACGGGGGAGGUAUCCACUUCACCUACACCAGAGAGGGACGCCCCAGUGGAGAGGCAUUUGUCGAAAUGGAAACCGAGGAAGAUCUGAAGAUUGCAGUAAAGAAGGACAGAGAAACAAUGGGUCACAGAUAUGUCGAGGUUUUUAAAUCCAACAAUGUGGAGAUGGACUGGGUCAUGAAGCACACUGGUCCAAACUGUCCAGAAACGGCAGGGGACGGACUUGUCCGGCUUCGUGGCCUCCCUUUUGGCUGCAGCAAGGAGGAGAUAGUACAGUUUUUCUCAGGGUUGGAAAUCGUGCCAAAUGGGAUAACAUUGCCGGUGGACAUCCAGGGGAGGAGUACGGGGGAGGCCUUCGUGCAGUUUGCUUCACAGGAUAUAGCUGAAAAGGCUCUAAAGAAACACAAGGAAAGAAUAGGGCACAGGUACAUUGAGAUCUUCAAGAGUAGCCGUGCUGAGGUGCGGACUCACUAUGAACCCCAGCGGAAGCCCAUGGGCAUGCAGAGGCCCAGCCCCUAUGACCGGCCCUCGGGUAGUCGCAGCUACAGCAUGAUGGGCCGAGGUGGAUCCUACGAAAGAAUGCGUCGUGGCGGCUAUGGAGGAGGUGGCCGUCAAACCGACUGUCUAUCCGAUGGUCGAUAUGGCGACAGCGGAGGAGGCGGCGGAGGGGGCAGUGGUGGCGGCGGCGGCUCUUCCUUCCAGAGCACAACGGGCCACUGUGUCCACAUGAGGGGCCUUCCCUACAGAGCCUCAGAGACAGACAUCUACAACUUCUUCUCGCCACUGAAUCCGGUGCGGGUCCACAUUGAGAUCGGCCCCGAUGGUCGGGUAACCGGGGAGGCAGAUGUAGAGUUUGCGACACACGAAGAUGCUGUGGCAGCCAUGUCCAAAGACAAAGCCAACAUGCAGCACCGCUACGUGGAGCUGUUCUUGAACUCGACGGCAGGUGGUAGUAACGGAGCCUACAGCAGCCAGAUGAUGGGCGGCAUGGGGAACCAGUCGUCUUACAGCAGCAGCCAGCUGAGCUCAGGGUACUCUGGUGGAUACAGCAGCCAGGGCAGUAUGGGUGGCUACGGUGACUAUAUUAGGUAACCAGGGCGGGAUGGGAAGCAGUUACUACGGCGGCGGUGGAGGCGGCGGAAGCAGAGGCUCAAUGAAUGGACUGGGCGGGGGAUGGGGAAUGUAGUUUCUUUUCGUCAAUGUUUUCUUUUUAACAGCAAUUUUGCUGGAAAGACUGGAAAUUCAAGUCUCACCUGGUAAACGCAGGGUGAGGACAUGAAAACAUUGAGGGGUUUGUAUUUUUUUUAAGUGGAUCUUUAGAGAAAUGAGAUAAUCUGGUGUCAGAGAGAAGUGUUGUUUGUCUUCCCCUUUCCUCAGAUUUAAAUGUUCAUUACAAGGUAGUGUCUUUUUGUUAUUGUAUUUCAUAAACCUUGCUGUUCCCAGAGGUUCACUCCAUUCACAUUAGUUUCAAUGUCUUGAGUGCAUGAACAAAAAGAUAGGUCUUUUAUCUAAUGUUAAGACCUUGUUUCCCCUUCUACAUAGUUUAGCUUACUUUCACCAUUUCCAGUUAGAAUGUUACAUGGUCAGAGCAUGUUCUGUUUUCUUAAAAGUUGUAAUAAUUUGUUUGAGGGCAAGUGAAUUUCAAAUCCGCUGACAAGAGUUUCUACUGCUUCAAAUGCUAUUUGUAUUUCCUGUGCACAAAGUGAAUAAACUAGUCUGGAAAAUA